Metarhizium brunneum ARSEF 3297 is the source of this 873-nucleotide messenger RNA. Lineage: Eukaryota; Fungi; Ascomycota; Sordariomycetes; Hypocreales; Clavicipitaceae. The record is from RefSeq and is a predicted model, not a curated record.
AUGUCGAUCCCAUCUACCUCUCAAUUAUUCGAGGCUGGACUGAGGAACUCUCCGUCGCAAUCAGGAUUCUUGGAUUCCUUAGUAAAACAGCAGCUCGAGAUAGCUUCUCGAGAUAUGGAAAUGAAUACGCCACCUCCUUUAUCCUCUGAUUCGGAGGAUCUUGUUUCCGAUCUUGGCGAAUACUUUACCCGCACUGCAACAAUAUGGGCUCAACUCACACAGCGGCUUAUCAAAGGCCCUCAUAUCAUCCAGGCGUCCUUCAGGGCUCACGAGCGCUCCAGGGCAGAAAGUCGAAUGUCCGACCUUGCUGAGCUCGCCAAAAUUGACAUGGGGUUAUCAAAGCUGAGGCCUCGAUUCACCUUUCAGCUAACGAUUCUCGGUUCACGUGCCGAUAGGCAAAUCGGAGAUCUGAGUGACCGAUUUUCUCGUGAGGUCCAAGAAGUCUGGUGGCCACACGUCUCCAUGAUGAACGGGGGGGGCCAGGAAGUUUUGCAGACGUCUAUCUCACCAUUCUGUGACAAUAAGAUAUCUUCGAUUUCAGAGUCCGUAUCCUUGGCUCAUGAGCCUGAUUCGGCACAUUUUACAUCUCGCAAGCUCUUGCCAGACAAAAGCCAGUUGAGCCACGCCGGUAUUGGCGACGAUGGAUCCGGAUCAGAAGACUCAUCUGAUGACGAUGAGCAAUUCCAAUCUAUAGACAUGGAGGCCCUCAGACAAAGAGGCAAAGGGGUAUAUUUCUGUCCGAAAGGCAUGAAGUGUGACAAGGGUGGAGUUGAUAAGGACGGCAAUCUUGUCGUCUUUGACAGAAAUUCAUCGUUCGCGUACGUCUCUCUCCUGGUCCGCUGCUCAACUCGAGAAGCGUCUCCAAUCCCCUGA